This is a messenger RNA of Trichobilharzia regenti, 357 nucleotides long. The record is from the annotation of a GenBank genome assembly. NCBI's taxonomy places the organism in Eukaryota, Metazoa, Platyhelminthes, Trematoda, Strigeidida, Schistosomatidae.
AUGAAGGUCAAGGCGAAAGAAAAGGAUGAGAAAAACGAUGAUGAUGAAGCUGUCUACAUAAAGCUUAAUGACGUCCCUUUGGACAUGCUUAGGUAUAGUAUAUCUAUGCAAUCAGGAGCGGAGCGGAAAGAAACCCGUAAAACCUUACUCCUCAAAAUGGGUGCUAAGAAGCCGAAAAACGCAUAUAUUAAUUAUAAGGAACUGAUGCAAAAUCGAGCGAAGUCUAAAUUGGAGGCUCAGAAGUAUCCUUGUGAUCGUGCUGCUACUUUCGUUAAUAAGAAACUACCUUUAAAGAAGAAAAAGAAAGAUAGAAAGAAGGAAAAAUCAAAAAAGAAGUCAAAAUCCAAGAAACGUUGA